Medicago truncatula (barrel medic) is the source of this 1272-nucleotide messenger RNA. Its product is annotated as amino acid transporter AVT1I. The transcript has 3 exons. Gene Ontology annotation, cellular component: vacuolar membrane. Gene Ontology annotation, molecular function: L-amino acid transmembrane transporter activity. Bases 1 to 1266 code for a protein of 421 amino acids. The record is from RefSeq and is a predicted model, not a curated record. Lineage: Eukaryota; Viridiplantae; Streptophyta; Magnoliopsida; Fabales; Fabaceae. Gene Ontology annotation, biological process: amino acid transmembrane transport.
AUGGCUGAAGAGCAAGGUGAUGGAUGUUCCUCCAUUGCAGUACCACUUUUGGAUGAUGAAAUAGUGUACCAAGUGAAUGGUUCAAAUGGGGUUGUGGUGGCAGAAACUGAGGAUCAAUACCACAUGGUUCAUGUGGGAGUUGGUAUAGUUUCAAUACCUUAUGCACUAGCAUCUGGAGGAUGGUUAAGCAUAUUGCUACUAUUUACAAUAGCCAUAGCAUGUUGUUAUACAGGCACAUUGGUAAAAAAAUGCAUGGACAUGGACCCUAAUAUCAAAACAUUUGCUGACAUAGGUCAACAUGCAUUUGGAUCCAAAGGGAGAUUAAUAGUUUCAAUCAUCAUGAAUGUUGAACUUUAUCUAGCUGUAACAGGUUUUCUUAUUUUAGAAGGAGACAAUCUAAACAAACUAGUACCAAAUUCAGAAAUCCACAUAGCAAAUAUAACAAUUGGUGGAACAACAAUGUUUACUAUGGUCGCUGGUCUUGUUAUUUUGCCUACUGUUUUGUUAGAGGAUUUGAGUUUGUUGUCUUAUGUAUCUGCUGGUGGUGCUCUAGCUGCUUUAAUAUUUAUCUUUUCAUUGUUGUGGAAUGGUGCAAUUGAUGGAAUAGGGUUUCAUGGAAAAGGAAGGGUUUUUGUUAAUUGGAGUGGAAUACCUUCUGCUGUUAGUUUAUAUGCUUUUUGUUAUGGUGCUCAUCCAAUUUUGCCUACACUCUACAAUUCUAUGAGGAAUAAAAGUCAUUUCUCCACUGUCCUAUCUGUAAGCUUUUUAGCAUGCACUUUUGGCUAUGCAGCAGCAGCAAUUCUAGGGUACUUAAUGUUUGGAGAACAAGUUGAAUCACAAGUAACAUUGAACCUCCAAGCAGAAAAAUGGAGUUCAAAAGUGGCAAUAUACACUACUUUGGUUAAUCCAAUAGCAAAAUAUGCAUUAUUGCUUACUCCAGUCAUAAAUGCCAUAAAAAUAAAGGUUUCAUGCAACUACUACAACAAAAGGUUCACACAUAUGAUUAUUAGUACGUCUUUGUUAAUAAUUUCUCUUAUUAUAGCAGUGGCUAUUCCUUUAUUUGCAUACCUUAUGUCACUUGUUGGAGCAUUAUUAUGCAUCUCAGCUUCAAUUUUAGUGCCAUCAAUUUGUUACUUGAAGAUUUCAGGUGCAUACAAGAGAUUUGGGUAUGAAAUGGUUAUUAAUUAUUCAAUCAUUGUAGUGGGGGUUGCUAUUGCUAUUUUUGGUACCUAUAGAUCUCUGGUAGAUAUAAUUCAAAACUUGUAAGUUACA